Messenger RNA from Glossina fuscipes, 1983 nucleotides. Its product is annotated as sodium-coupled monocarboxylate transporter 2. Gene Ontology annotation, cellular component: membrane. The record is from RefSeq and is a predicted model, not a curated record. Gene Ontology annotation, molecular function: symporter activity. The transcript is spliced from 10 exons. NCBI's taxonomy places the organism in Eukaryota, Metazoa, Arthropoda, Insecta, Diptera, Glossinidae. Gene Ontology annotation, biological process: transmembrane transport; sodium ion transport. The coding region runs from base 142 to 1983 and encodes 613 amino acids.
AAUGUAAAAAAUUGUGAAUUGAAAGAAUUAAUUAAUUAAUUAAUUAAUUAAUUGUCAUAAGUAGUUAAGACAAGAAUUGUGUUUUAAUAUCAAAAAUAGUACUUAAGUGAAGGAUAUAAAAUAAAAAAAUUGGAAAAAAAAAUGAUGCCUUCCAUGGAGAACACUAUGAAAAGUUUUAGUUUUGGUGUCGUCGACUAUAUAGUAUUCGGGAUUAUGUUAACCGUUUCCGCAAGUAUCGGUGCGUAUUUCGGUUUCUUUUCAAAAUCCAAAAACACAACCGAUGAAUAUUUACUGGGUGGCAAAAAAAUGAAAACUAUACCCAUCGCUAUAUCCUUAGUAGCAAGCCAAUUAUCCGGGAUAGCCAUUAUGUCAAUACCAGCUGAAACUUAUUCUUAUGGUUUGGCUUACAUCUUUCUUGUCUUGUCGAAUAUUUUAGUGGUACCUACCUUAACCUAUAUAAUAGUACCAGUAUUCUAUGAGAACAACAUUUCAAACUGUUACGAGUAUUUACAAAUACGUUUCAAUAAAUCAACUCGGCGAAUUGUGACGUUGUCGUUUGUCUUGAAUGCAUGCUUAAUGCUGCCCGUCUAUAUGUUUAUACCAUCACUGGCCUUUUCUCAGGUGACCGGCAUAAAUAUUCAUUUGAUUAAUACAAUCGUCUGCUCCAUUUGCGUGUUUUAUACAAUGCUGGGUGGCAUUAAAGCGGUGGUAUGGACAGACGUUGUUCAAGCUAUGGUUAUGUUAUCUUCUGUAGUUUUAGUUAGUUACUUGGGCGUUCUGAAAGUCGGCGGUUUAAAUAAAGUUUUUGAAAAUGUUGAGGCUGGUGGCCGUUUAGAUGUUUCGUAUUCCUUAGAUCCUCGGAUACGUUCGUCAUUUUUCAGCCUCUUCAUAAGUGGUUAUCUUAUGUGGACGGGUCAUAUUGGUCUAAAUCAAAUUUGUGUCCAAAGAAUUGUUUCUUUACCCACUAUACAACAGGCAAAAAGAGCUUUAACUAUAACUGGCAUUGGUAUUAUAAUUAUUAUGAGCUUCAAUGCUUUCACAGGGCUAUUGAUGUUUGCUCGUUACUUUGGAUGUGACCCCAUUCUGGCAGGUGUGGUCGAGAAGCCUGAUAAAUUGAUGCCUUUCUUUGUACAAGAUGUUGUUGGACAUUUAAAGGGCGUACCAGGCGUUUUCAUUUCUUGCGUUUUUAGUGCUUCUCUUAGCACCAUGUCGGCGAUAUUAAAUUCCAUGGCCGGUGUAGUUUAUUUCGAUUACAUUAAGCCUUGGAUAAGACAUACGGAAGCACGAGCAAAUGCUGUUAUGAAAAUUUUCGUCGUUGUUAUGGGCUUCUAUUGCAUUGCCAGCGGUUUAAUUGUGCAAAGAUUCACUUCUAUUUUACAAACUAUCAUAACUAUAACUGGGAUAAACACCGGUGCUGUAGUCGGUGUAUUCCUUUUGGGUAUGUUUGUACCACGAGCUAAUGGAAAAGCGGCCGUUACGUCUGUCGCUUUUAGUAUUCUAACGAUGUUAUGGAUUAUUGUAAAUGCUCAAUUACGCUUCAAAGCCGGUCACAUUAAAUACGAACCAUUGCCUACAACUUUAGAUAACUGUCAUAUCCAUGAUUUUCGAGCAGUCAUUACAAAUAUCUCUACUACGCCAGCAUCAUCCAUUCUACAAAGCACCCACUCCGAAGAAGUGCCUUUGCUAACUACGGCUUUUGGUAGCAAUCAAGAUUUUUCUAUUUAUGAUAUCACCUUCUAUUGGUAUAAGGUAUUGGGUGUUGUCUUAGUAUGGCUGUUGGCGAUUCCACUCAGCUAUGUUUGGAAAUCAAGUGAAGAAAAAUUGAAUCCUAAAUUAUUUACACCAUUUGUGCGACGAUUCUUAACUCAACGCAGUAUAGAAAUGGAAGAAAUGCCCUUGAAAACAGCUAAAUACGUUACACCAAACACAAAUACAACAGUAGUUGUUCCACUCAACGCGGAAGAGAAUAAUAAAUUAAAGUAA